This is a messenger RNA of Purpureocillium takamizusanense, 2427 nucleotides long. RefSeq lists its product as uncharacterized. Bases 318 to 2156 code for a protein of 612 amino acids. The transcript is spliced from 3 exons. Gene Ontology annotation, molecular function: oxidoreductase activity, acting on CH-OH group of donors; flavin adenine dinucleotide binding. The record is from RefSeq and is a predicted model, not a curated record. NCBI's taxonomy places the organism in Eukaryota, Fungi, Ascomycota, Sordariomycetes, Hypocreales, Ophiocordycipitaceae.
CAGUUUUCUCGAACGGUGUUGUGCGGUCAGCGCGUUGGUGGGUGCGAGAACAGGUGUGACCUCACACAUUAUUGCGAUCCGCAGCGUCAAGACGCCGUUGCUUGUCGUAUGCCUGCGAAAGUAGUGACCGGGGCCGAUUCCUUACAAACAAACAUCCGUUCGGUUGGCAGACGCAGCAGGAGCAACGACGGAAAGCAACAACUCCACAAACGGGAGGUACGCAAAGAAGUCGGAUCGCGAGGCUGGCCGCGCUUUAACCCCUCAAUUACCUGUCCUGUCCUGUACUUUGUACCGUAGGAGGUCGUCUUCGGCACAAAAUGGUUGCUGCUGAGCAGCCACACACGACGCCGCUCUCGGCAGGCGAGUUCUCGAAGCGGCCGUUCGACUUCGUCGUCGUUGGCGGUGGCACGGCCGGCCUAGCCGUCGCCAGCCGCUUGGCUGCUGCGGAACCCUCACUCAGCGUUGCCGUCCUCGAGGCCGGCGGCGUCUCGCAUGGCGAGGACGACAUCGACAUCCCGGCCUUUUAUGGCCGCGCUCUCGGUGGUCGCCAUGACUGGCGCUUCGAAACGGAGCCGCAAGUCGGUCUCGGCGGGAGGACGCUGCCGUGGCCCCGGGGCAAAGUUCUCGGCGGUACCAGCGCACUCAAUUUCAUGACGUGGAACCGCGCGAGCAGAGACGACUACGAUGCAUGGGAGGCUUUGGGCAACGCCGGAUGGGGAUGGAAUGGCCUGCUGCCGUUCUUCAAAAAAUCAGAGACUUUUCAUGCUCCGAGCAAAAAACUCGAGCAAGAGUACGACGUCACCCACGAUAUCAGCUCUUUCGGCACCUCGGGUCCUAUUCAAGUUUCAUACUCCACCGACUAUUCACCAUCUCACCGCACGUGGCACCAAACUCUCAAUGCGCUCGGCGUGAAGACCAAUCCCGCCCACGUUGCCGGCUCCAAUGUCGGUGUCUGGACCAAUGUCAAUGCCGUCGAUCCGCGGACGGCGAGCCGCUGCUACUCGACGAGCUACUGCUCAUCGCCCGCCCCCAAUCUGCACAUCCUGACCGAGGCCACGGCACAGGAAGUCGUCCUCGAUAACAGUUCAGGCGCAUACGUCGCCACAGGUGUGCGCUUCACGCAUCGUGGCGAGGAACAUGUCGUCUCAGCCACGCGCGAGGUGAUUCUGUCCGCGGGCAGCGUCAAAUCGCCUCAACUUCUCGAGCUGUCCGGCAUCGGCAACCCUGCCGUGCUCGACAAGGCAGGCAUCCCGCUCAAAGUCGAUAGUCCACAGGUGGGGGAAAACCUUCAGGACCAUCUCAUGCUCGCCAUGAUCUUCGAGGUCGAUCCUGCGUUGGAGAAUCCCGACCAGCUCAAGACUGACACAUCCCUCGCGGAAAAGGCCAUGGACAAGUACCUGAGGGACCGCAAUGGACCCCUCACCGUGCUGCCCUGCUCCAUCGCGUAUGUGCCGCUCAAGAAGCUUGCGUCGGCAGAGUAUUUGGCUUCGCUAUCCACCAAGGCGGCCAAGCUGAGCACGGGCGAUGCGGACAAGCGGGCCAUCCUGCACAAUCGCCUCGAUGGCACGGCCAAUCUCGGGCAGAUUGAGUUCAUCUUUGAUCUCGGUAACUGGAGCACGUUCUUCAAGGGCGAAGAUGGUAAGCAGUAUGGCACGAUGCUGCAGAUUCUCCAGUACCCCUUCUCGGUCGGGUCUAUCCACAUUCGCCCUGGCAGGUCCGGAGCGCCAACGGCGGAGGACAAACCGAGCAUUGACCCGGCGUACUAUGCCGGGGAGAAUGGCAGCCUUGACGUCAAGGUCAUGAAGGAGUGCGUCCGGUUCGCCAAGAGCAUUACCACAACUGCACCGCUGGCUGGGAUCAUCCGCCAGCCCGUCUCUCCCGAUGCGUCAACAUUAGAGAGCGAAACCAAGCUGCAGGAGUGGAUCGUGCGCAACACAGUCACUGAUUGGCAUCCCGUGGGAACGUGCGGCAUGGGCGGGCGAAAGGGGAUCAAAGGCGGCGUCGUGGAUGAACGACUGCGCGUCUACGGCGUCCGAGGGCUCCGCGUGGUAGACGCCAGCAUCAUGCCGCUCCAGAUCAGUGCCCACUUGCAGGCUACAGUCUACGCCAUCGCCGAGAAAGGAGCACAUAUGAUUCUCGAGGAUCUCAAGGCGUGAUUGACGGACCGAUUCAAGGCGCUGACAAACUGAGGGCACUUACUGAACGGUGUUCUUCGUACGUAACUACUUCGUACUACCUUGAGUGGUAAGCACCAGGUAUGACUAGACCACGACCGUGCGCCCGGGCGUUGCGAGACAUUGGACAGGGAUCAACUGGUGUCUCGACACGCGAGCGAUACAGUACAAAGUACGUAUUGGGAUUGUGACGUUGAGUUUGAACUUGCACGUCCUGCGUCAUGGUAUCUGGUGGUGCUGUAUACUAUAUGAC